UGACCAGAUUGUCUAAAGGCUCAGGAUGGUUAUUUGAGUCGAAAAGAUUUCACAAGAAGAGCAAGUAAGAAGAUGGAGAGUUGACUAAAAAAACACUGCUAUUGAUAGCAAAAUACAAGACCACAGACACAACCAGGAAGGUUACCGGGUACUUCUACUGCUGAUACGUCUAAAGAAAGAAUGAUAAGAUAAGACAACGUGGUAUGGAUGUUUGAAUAUCAAGCUGUUUCUUGUAGCAACUGAGACGAACACCCGACUUGCUCAUUUGCAGGCCAACUUUGAACAAGAAUUUUCGUCUUUUAAACUCCUUCAAACUACCUUUUAAAAUCAAAGUUAGGCUCUAUGACAGCUCGAAAACGACUGUCAAUGUAAUCCAACGUUUAAUUUUAGCCAGGAGUCGUUCUGAAGAAAAAGAAGAUACUUUUAAAUAGCGCCAAGUUGAUUCGUCUUGUUCUAAAAUUUCAAGUGUUAGAGAGUCUUGUUCGCUCGAGUUAUGGCGUAGACUAAUUGAAUUAUCUUCGUGACGGUAGUCACAGAAGGAUACUGAAUUUUCAAACAAGCUUUGGAUAAUUUAUUUUCGAUCUCUGAGUAAGUGAAAGAAAGCGUGACAGCAAAAAAGAACAAUGUAUUCGUAUAAUUCAGAUACAAACACGAGCUCGCCAAGCUCGUUGAGCCCAACAGGAUACAGCUCAUCUUCGUUAGAUCUGCAUACUCAACUGAUUGAGGCACAAAACGAGAAUGCUCGUCUCAAAAAGGAAAUUGAGGCUAAGGAAACGAAGCUUAACUCCAGUAUGCGAAGCAUUAAGAUGUUUUGGAGCCCGGAACUGAAGAAAGAGAGAGCUGCAAGGAAGAGUGAAGCAGAAAAAUACACUCGUUUGAAGGAGCAAUUUAACGUUGUUUCCGACGAAUCGCAGCACAGAACUGAAAUCAUACAAGACCUUCAAGAGCAACUGAAACGAUUACGUCAAUCUGGUAACCAUGGCAACUCAGGGACAGUUUCUCCAUCAUCAUCACCAGGAUUGCUAUCAUCACGAGAAGACUUGCAUAGAGAAGUAGAAGCGCUGAGACUUGAACGUGAGAGUCAAGAAAACGAAGGCUACGUGCUGCAGAAAUCUCUUGAAGAACUAAGUACUAGGUUAGAAACCCAACAGCAGGCCUUGCUAGCUAAGGAUGAAACUAUAGCCAGGCUAAUGGAGAUGUUACAGAAGAAAGGUCAAGAAAACAAAGCCGCAGAACUGCAGGAGAUUGAUAGAAAGAAAUUUGAAAAACUUAGCUUUGAGAUUGAUAAUUUGAAGUCUGGGAUUGAAGAAAGGGACAGAGCCAUAAGCUCACUACAAGAUGAAAUAGCAAAUGCAAAAAUCAGGAAUGUGAGCGAAGAACUGCAACAAUCAGCUAAUCUACUUGAUAAGGAUAGUCAAAUUGCAGAUUUAGAGGCUCAAAUAGCAUCGCUAAAGGAAGAAAAAUCAUCCAAAGAUGAAGAGGACACCAAGAAACAAGAGGAAAGAAAGCAAGCAGAGGUUUACCAAAGUCAUUCACAAUUCUUGAAAGCUAAGGUGGAAUCUCUAAAGGCAGAAAUAUCAAAGAAAGAGGCAGCCUUAUCAGCUGCUGAUACCAAACUAGAAACCUUUAAGGCCCAUCAUUCAGAUCAACAACAACACAUCAGUGUCCUUCAGUCUUCUCUACAAGCUAAAGAUCUCCAUAUCAAAAAUCUACAGAGUGAGUGCGAAAGCUUAGAGACUGAGCUCCAAGAUAAAGACAGUAGUUUAUCAUCGAUAAGAGCACAGCUGUCGUCUCUACGAGGGGAAUACCAGGACUCAGCCACCACUAUAAACAACCUAGAAGCAACGAUUAAGGAUAAAGAUCGGUACAUAGAAAUGCUUCAGACACAAAGACAGCGAAACAGCCUGGAAUUGAACGAGGAAGUCGACAAUCUGAAGAGAAAUAAUGAAAAACUAGAGUCUAAAGUAGCGUCACUACGUGAAGAGUUGAAUGAAAAAGAGGACGUGAUAUCUCRGCGAGAGAAAGACUUCUCCUCGAUCCAGUCUACAACUCAAGAAAAAGCAGCCCGUUUAGAUGUGAUGGAGCAGAAAAUCAAAAGACUGGAGCGAAAUCUGGAAGAGAGUGUCAGUGACAAGGAAAAAUUGGCGUCUGAACUGAGCAGCAAAAAGCUAGAAAUAUCGCGGCUCGAGAAAGAARUGAAUAACACCAAGAGAGAAGCAGAAAAUAGAAAAAUAUCUCAAGAAUCAAAGAUCAUGGAAGAUACAGAAAAACUGAAGAAUGAGUGUGCUGCUAAAGAUAGACGAAUAGAAGACUUAGAAAGGCAAAUCAAAGAGCUGAAUAAAAAGAUCGCGAAUAUCAAGAGAAGUCAACAACUUGAACGAGAAAAACAGGCUCAGUUAUUGAACGAAGUGAAGAAACAGGAAGAUCAGAAUGAUGAAAAGGUGGAUGAAAUCAAGAAAGACCUCAAGGCCAAGGAUGAUCGCAUUGUAGUUCUAGAAGAAGCCUUGAAAGAAAGCGUGACAAUCGCUGCAGAACGUGAAGAACUACUCGCGCAGCAAGCACAUGGUGCCGAAACAGCUGCGCAGCGUGUUGAAGACGUCGAGAUGGAAUUAGACAGAACUCACUUGGAAAUGGCGAUCACUAACACUAAGAAUGCCUCAUUACUCCUAGCUCUGAAUGAGAACGACGCUAUCUUGAAUUACUAUAAGUCCGAGAGAAGACACAUGCUGGAAGAGGUCUUUGAAAUGAGGCAAAAUGCGCUAUUAGCGACCAUAUCGGAAAAAGAUGCAAACAUAGCUUUACUGGAGCUAACACCGACUAAGAACAGCGAGAAAGAGGUGGCGAUGCUGAAACGAGAGAAAGAUACACUUGUUAAUGAAUUAAAAGAUAAGACGCAAAAACGGAUGACAUUGAUUACUAAUGAAGAUAACAAAGAGGUGCAUCUAUCAAUGGAAUUCCUACAUGCUCCUAAAGACAAGGUAAUAGAUGCCGUUGCCUUGUUAGAAGACAGUAUGGAGAAACUACAGCUGUACGCAGACGAUCUACUAGAGGUUGCAAAGAGUCACUUCCCCGACCUGAAAAGAAAGCUACCCAAGCUAACACCACGUGAUUAUGGAAAAUAUGAGAGCAGCCUUAAUAAAGGAAGCCAGAAUGAGCGUCUAACUUUGCUUCAGGCCUUGGAAAAAGACAUGCAAGAUCUGCAGGAUUAUGCUCACAAGCUACUAGAACUUGUUGAAGACUUCACAGAUUCAAGACCUUGACCUAUUACUAUUAUAUGUUCCAAUGAUGACAAUGAAGAUAUGGAUUGGGUGGGAAAAUGAGCUGUUUAAUUCCCCAAGAUUUAGGUAAAUUCGCCUGACAGCUUUAAACAAAAUAUUUUCAUAGAAUAUUUAGAAUACAGAGAAACUUGUAGUACAAAAAUAAAAACGUUUUCCAGUACCGUUCUUUAAUAUCUUUUAAAUCCUUAUCAAUUUCUAACGCAGCCGAAUAAUAGUUCCAAGAAACCUCAUGGGCCACGAAACAACAGUUUGAGAUUAUGAGAACUAGUUUAAUAUUUGGAGAAAUAUUUCAAUAAAAAAUUCCUUUGGAGGCGCGCGCAMCUAUAAAAGAUUUGUCAGGAUUAGCUAGGAUGGUGCGCAUGCRCUAGCUGGUGUCUAGUACUGUGUGCGCAAACCAUUAUUAAGAAAGGAGACACCAUCCAUUACAUCUUUAUACUUAGUUAUUCUUCGUAUUCUUUGAAUAAAUUUCUUAAUAUAUAUUUUGUAUUUAGAAGGAGUAGCCUGGAAAUAAAACAGCUAUAUUUUAUAUUCCUAAA
Molecule: messenger RNA, 3814 nt
Organism: Actinia tenebrosa (Australian red waratah sea anemone)
Lineage: Eukaryota; Metazoa; Cnidaria; Anthozoa; Actiniaria; Actiniidae
Product: ELKS/Rab6-interacting/CAST family member 1
Biological process (GO): neuromuscular synaptic transmission; regulation of synaptic plasticity; maintenance of presynaptic active zone structure
Cellular component (GO): cytoskeleton of presynaptic active zone
Molecular function (GO): structural constituent of presynaptic active zone
Source: RefSeq, a predicted model, not a curated record